This is a messenger RNA of Ictalurus punctatus (channel catfish), 1939 nucleotides long. RefSeq lists its product as uncharacterized. The transcript is spliced from 6 exons. Bases 72 to 1604 code for a protein of 510 amino acids. Lineage: Eukaryota; Metazoa; Chordata; Actinopteri; Siluriformes; Ictaluridae. The record is from RefSeq and is a predicted model, not a curated record.
CUAAUUCUAGACACUUAAACACAGCCGCUGCUGAACUACUUACAUUAUUGUACAUUGUUUAUAAGAAGAAAAUGGAUCAGUCUGGAACACGUGAAUCUUCCUUUCUAGCCUUCCAGAGCCGUCAGGCCCUGAUGGUCUUUAGGGACAUUUUGGACACCGUUCUUCAUCUGAGUGAUGAGGAAUGGAAGACUUUGACUGAGGACAUAACGCAUCAGUACACGAAACAGAAGUUUGCAUCUCUCUGCACCGAAAUCGUGACGUCCAUGUCGGAGUCCGUGAUUGGGAAGAUGAUGCCGGAUCUCAUCGAACGUUUCGGGAUUGAAUCGGUUCUCCGUGCAAAAGCUAAGCUGAAGGAAAAGGAUGAAUGUGAAUCAAGGAGCCGUUCUGCAACACCGAGCCGCUCAGGUCAAAGUCUACCAGAAGACUCCUCUGAUUUGGUACAGAACUCCAUUCAAACAGCCAUCACUAAAAUCAAAGCUGCAAUGCAGGAGGCAAUCCGGAGGGUCGCAUCACGGAAAAAGUUAAAGACCGUGGCUAAUAAGAUAAUCAAGUCACUCAAAAAGAUCUCUCGUAAGUCUCAUGUUAAGCUUGAAUCUGGCGAUUCAGUGCAGCUCAAAAACAAGGCUACGCGGGAUGUGAGUGAUCUGCUGGUGAAACAUUUUUCACGCGUUUUAACAAGUUUGGACCCCAGCGUAGUGACGACUUCUGAUGCCAAGGAAAUGAUUGAAAUAGUGGUCAGUGGUUUAGUCAGUGCUGCUGAGGAAAAAGAUGAUGAUCGUGUCAGUCCAAUUUAUAUCGCGAAAAAUGGCCGUGUUCAUGAAGCACGUAAAAACGCAUGUGCUUUAGCAAAUCUAAUAGCUGAACCUUUCUUCAAAUCAAACAGAGCAGGAGGUUUUGUCAGGACCUGUUCCUCAGAUUCUCUUUUUGAGACUGCAGGGACUGAGGUCAACACCGUAAAUUCCAUCCCCUGCCAUUCCGAGACAAUUUACACUUUUGCAGAGGAGUCCACCGAGUGCUUGCCUUUGUUCAUACGAAGUCCUGUGAAACCAGAUUUCUCAGCAGAGUCAAAGAAAGGUAAUGAUGCCGCUGUCAUUCCGAUUUCCGUUAUGGAUGAUGGCCAUGUUCACCAAAUAACAGAUGAAAACAAGCUUUUGUUCAAAAAAGGAAAGGACACAGUACUUGAGUCCAACAUGUGCUUGUCAAAAUGUGUGCUGAAACAAGGCUCUAAACGUCCACCCCUGCCAUGGUCUAAUGAAGGUGCUUCAUGCAGUUCUCCUGAAGUCAUUUCAGGCUCAGGUGCAGAACAUGAAGCAGAAAAAGAAAUACUGGACAGACCAGCUGAAAAGGACACUGUACGUGUGCAAGCAGAUUCCCUUCAUAAGAUAGCAGGGACUAUAAGUCAUGGCGGCUCUGCAGAUCCAGCACUUGUAUCCGUCGAAGAGGUGGAGAGCCGUUGGUUUGACAUUAUUCCGGAGAAAAACCCACCCAUAAACUGCUGUGGCUUUAAGAAAGAGAACAAUGGCCGUGCAGAUAUUCUGAAAGUCAAUGAGCAGCCCACCGGUUCCACCGAGGAAGACCUUCCCAUGACUUCACACAGUAAAUAAAACGCCUACAGACGCUUCAGGAAUUUCCACAAACGACUGACCAGGAGCUUCUCUCGCAUCUACAGAGCCUGUACCAGCUGCGGCAGAGAUCAAUCCACUCUCUAACCCUGCAGAAAUGAUAAAUAAAGUUGAGGUCAAUGAACGCUGCUGAUGAUGUGUGUGAUAUUGCCUGUCAGACUGACACAAGAACAACAUCUGUCCAUCUGGAUGUUCAGAAGGCUGUUAUUACUCCUUCCCUCAUUUAAUUCUAACUAAUUAGCUUUAUAAAACAACUAAUAGUCCAUAAUUAUGAUAUGUCGGUAUUUUAAUAAAGACAUCAAGCGACAAUAAAUUGU